Molecule: messenger RNA, 1024 nt
Organism: Melitaea cinxia (Glanville fritillary)
Lineage: Eukaryota; Metazoa; Arthropoda; Insecta; Lepidoptera; Nymphalidae
Exons: 5
Coding region: 56-775 (239 amino acids)
Biological process (GO): regulation of apoptotic process
Source: RefSeq, a predicted model, not a curated record
ACUUCUACAAUAGAAUCGAAUAGAAAAAGUCUUUUAGUGUACCAUUCGUGCUGUUAUGGCGUUUGUUCCACCAAGAGCUGUACCAGCUCGAAGUGUUCAGUCAUUAGAAGAGUACAACACACCGCGAGCGCCUCUACGUCGUCAAGUGUCUCUGGACGAAGAAAGACGUGAUGAUUGUCAAGGGCAUUGGAGAGGACCGUACUUGGAAGGGGAAGAGGAGGAGAAGGGAGUACGGCUGUUCAGAGCCAUGCUUCUCCAGCACUUGAGACUUGAGGAACUGCGGCCACCACCGUGUAUGAUAGUACCUGCAAACCCUGAUCAGAGAGGUUGGUGGAUGUACUGGAGAGAUUGGAGAGCACUGGAGCGUGCUGCUCGGAGAUUUAGAGAAACCAAAGCGAGGGCUCGACUAGCGGCCCGAGCUGAACAUAUACCCUUGUUGAGCUUGGAUGAAGUCGAGUUUGAGGAUAUCAUGCAGGAGUUGUGCCAGGCUUGUGUUCAUUAUGAACAGAGAGCAUUGGUGGUAUUGGCUUUUCUGUGUGAGGUGGUAGGUCGUGCGGUGAGGGUUGGGGGCUGGUGCAGAGCAUCGGACUGGGCUGCAAGACAUGUGGCCCAGUGUGCUACCCCAUGGGCUAUAAGACAUGGAGGUUGGAGUGCAGUAGUAGAAAGAGCAGGUGGUACCCGUAGAGAAGAAACGCUUCUGGCGGGCGCGGCGAUAGCAGCACUAUUGGCAUUUCUUCUGUUUUGUCGCACGCGGUUACGUCACGCUCUUCUUUAAAUACUCAAUAACAUAACUUCCGCUAGGUGGCGGUAGAGCAAAUUUUGAAAUAUUCCUUCGUAAUCUUGUACUUAAAGGGAAGCACAUGAGGGAAUUAAAUAUUCGAAAGAAAUAUAUUAAUAAAAAGCUGUUUGACAGCAAUUUUCUUGUUAUUAUCGCUUGUGUGUCAUAUUUUAAGAAAAUAUUCUAAAAAGUAAUAAAUGUACGGUUCAAAAAUAUGAUCAAGGAUUGAAUCGGUAGGAUUUAAAA